AUGCAUUUUUUCGGUACUUUCUUAUUGGUCAUCUGCGCUAUUUCCGCGAUCCAAGCUUGCCCAUCAUUUACAGGACCUCCGGGUCCUCCAGGUCCGCCAGGACGAGACGGGCGAAAAGGAAAUCCGGGGAGGAGAGGACAGAAAGGACCCGAAGGAGAGCUUGGAGAUCGUGGACCACAAGGACGGAUUGGAGUGCAAGGUGUUCCAGGUCCUCCGGGAGAUGCGGGGGAGCAGGGAGACA
Messenger RNA from Acanthocheilonema viteae, 241 nucleotides. The record is from the annotation of a GenBank genome assembly. NCBI's taxonomy places the organism in Eukaryota, Metazoa, Nematoda, Chromadorea, Rhabditida, Onchocercidae.